This is a messenger RNA of Gordionus sp. m RMFG-2023, 1470 nucleotides long. RefSeq names its product bystin-like. The record is from RefSeq and is a predicted model, not a curated record. Gene Ontology annotation, cellular component: nucleolus; cytoplasm; preribosome, small subunit precursor. Gene Ontology annotation, biological process: rRNA processing. Bases 1 to 1398 code for a protein of 465 amino acids. The transcript has 8 exons. Gene Ontology annotation, molecular function: snoRNA binding. NCBI's taxonomy places the organism in Eukaryota, Metazoa, Nematomorpha, Gordioida, Chordodea, Parachordodidae.
AUGGGAAAAUUAAAUAGAACCCUUGAAAAGCAUGACAUUAUUAGGCAAAAAAGUAUUCCAUUACCUCAGCAACUUUCAAAUAAUAAAUCAAUUUUGAAACAUGGAAAAAUAAAAAAAAUAAAAUCAGAAGAUAAGUAUUUGGAUUCAAAAUUAUCAAAAAAAAUUAUCAAACAAGCCAAACAACAGAUUAUAGACAUUAAAGAAGAAGAAGAAGGAAAUGGCAUUAUCCAAAUUAAUCCUCAAAAGCCAUCCUUUCAUAAAUUUACAUUUAACAAUGAAAAAGAAGAUAUAAGCCUAAUUAAUCAAAAAACUAAUGAAUAUUUACAUAAAAAUGAAACUUUUGACAAUACUCAAAUAUUACAACAAGAUUUAGAUGCUUUUGAUAAAUUUAUGAGUGCUGAUCUCAAAGAAAGGCAAAAUUUAGUGGACAUAAUAUCAGAUCGUUUGACAGAAAAGAAAACAGAAUUAAAUACUGAAAUAUUAGGUGAAUACAAAGACACAAAAAAUUUAACUAAGAAUAUGAACCCCAAAAUUGUAGAAAUGUAUAGAGAUGUUAGUAAGGUUCUUUCACAAUAUCGUAGUGGAAAAUUGCCAAAAGCUUUUAAAAUUAUUCCUUCAUUAAAUGAUUGGGAAAAUAUAUUAACAUUAACGGACCCUGAUAAAUGGACUGCUGGUGCUAUGUAUCAAGCUACAAAGCUUUUUGCAUCAAAUUUAAAUAAUAGAUUAGUUCAAAGAUUUUAUCACAAAAUUCUUUUACCAAGGGUCAGAGAUGAUAUAUCAGAAUACAAAAAACUGAAUUAUCAUUUAUACCAGGCACUUUACAAAGCUAUGUACAAGCAAGGCGCAUUUUUUAAAGGUAUAAUCAUACCUUUGUGUGAAUCAACAAUAAUUACUUCAAUCUCUCAAGACAAUAUACCAGCUUGUUCUUUGAGAGAAGCCUUUAUUUUGGGGACUGUAUUACAAAAAAAUUCUAUAAACAUAUUGCAUGCAUGUGCAACUAUACUUAAACUGAUUGAAAUAUCAAAACCCUCUCCAUUUGAUGCACCAAUGUAUUCAGGUCCUAUAAGCAUAUUUUUGAGAAUUUUGUUGGAUAAGAAAUAUGAAUUACCUUAUAAAGUUCAGGACAAACUAAUUGAUUAUUACAUCCAAUUCAAGGAUAAUAAAACACAAUUGCCUGUUUUGUGGCAUCAGUGUUUACUUUCUUUUGUUACAAAUUACAUAUCAAGCUUACCAGAAUCCAGUAAAAAUGACCUUCUCGAGCUCAUAAAAUGUCAUUUCCAUCCAAAAAUAUCACCAGUUGUUCAAAAUAAUAUAAAAAUUCCAUCAAAACUAUUAAAUAAUUUAAUUAAUCAUAUUGAUCACAUAAUUGUUAAGGAGAGUUUAUUAAUGGAAGAAUAAUUAUACAAUACUUAUAUAUAUAUAUUAAUCAUCUUUAAUUUUGUAUGUUUUCAAUGAAUAAAAAAUAUCUGA